Molecule: messenger RNA, 1074 nt
Organism: Exophiala oligosperma
Lineage: Eukaryota; Fungi; Ascomycota; Eurotiomycetes; Chaetothyriales; Herpotrichiellaceae
Exons: 2
Coding region: 1-1074 (357 amino acids)
Biological process (GO): lipid metabolic process
Molecular function (GO): phosphoric diester hydrolase activity
Source: RefSeq, a predicted model, not a curated record
AUGCACCUUAUUUUCUCUCUCUUCAAGCUCUGGAUCGUGAUCUGUUGGCUUCCUUUUUGUCUCUGCUUCGGAUAUCCAACUGAUGAAAACGGAGCUUCACGGCGUUCUCUUAGCCCACUCUGUAAUGGGCAUGCGGAACUCUGCAGUCGUCGAUACAGCAAUGUGACCUACGUGACCGCCCACAAUAGCCCGUUCAACCAACUCGGUAAUCCCGCAAGUAACCAGGCAGCAAGUAUCGAAACGCAGCUUGAUGAUGGCGUGAGGAUGCUUCAAUUCCAAACUCAUUUUCAGGACAAUGAGCUCCGUCUCUGUCAUACGAGCUGCAAAAUCUUGGACGCUGGUCUUCUCGUGGAUCUGCUGCGGAGGCUGCGAGUCUGGCUGGCAAACCAUCCGAAUGAAGUCGUCAGCGUCCUCAUGGGUAAUGACAACUUCAUCGACGUCGGAAACUACACCGCCCCAAUAGUCAACUCGGGCUUGAUCGAUUAUGUGUACCACCCACCCGCCGCGAACCUAGAUCUCGACGCAUGGCCCACCUUAGGGGACAUGAUUCAGAAUAAUUCCCGAGUGGUAAUGAUGUUGGACUACAAGGCCAACUUUACCCAUGUGCCCUACAUUCUUGAUGAAUUUCUCGUCAUGUGGGAGACGAAAUUCUCUCCCACGGACCCAUCGUUUCCGUGCACCCCUGAACGACCACCUCAUCAGAGCGACGAGGUCCGGCGGACAAAGAUGAUGCUGAUGAACCACAAUCUCAACCAAAAUUUUUCUAUCGAAGGUGUCGAAAUUCUCGUCCCUUACUGGACCAAACUGGACCAAACUAACGCGGAUCAUGGAAACGGUAGUGUCGGUGACGCAGCCCGUCACUGUGAGACCGCCUGGUCUCGAUCUCCAAACUUUUUAUUGGUUGACUACUAUGAGGAUGGAAACUACCCUGGGUCGGUGUUUACUGUAGCGACUGAGGCGAACAGUUUAACGUACGCGCACUCCGGUAGCUCUGAUCAACUUACGGCUAAGAUCACAGACGUGAUAUUCGUGUAUCUUGGCAUCGUUCUGAUCUUCAUGCUGCCAUGGAGUUAA